GAGGGUGACAAUGAGCUAUCAACAUAGCGACCAGUAGCAAGCAUUUUUAAAAUGGUCGAGUUCCCGAUAACCUAUGGCAUAUGUAUAACUUAAGAAUGGUCGGGAAGACAAUGACUGGAAGGACAUGGCUUGUAUUUCCGCGUUUUGUGAUAUCGUUAGUUUUAAACGUUGUUUACAUUUGAUUUUGGUAGGCUAUCAUAUUUCACACUUCGGUGUAAUUUAGAUUUGCGUAGAGCAGCUACAUAAAGAUUGCUACAAUGUUUCGCAGCCCAGUGCAUGCUGGGAACGUGCUGGGGACACAAAUACACUGGUAUUCUGUCAAGUUCACCCAGUUGACAUGGCGCUAACACGCUUCGAACGGUUCCAAGCAUGGAUUCUACGCACUUUUAAGAAAGUGCUCCUCGUCCUCUAUCAGCUGCUCGCAUCUCGACCGUCCGAUGGAUCUUCCAAAAAACUUGCACCGAUCACCAAUCCUCUCUUAAUGGUCUCUGGCAUACAGCUGGCUCAGAAGAUACGCCUUAGAGAGGUGACUUGCGUAGAGGUGGUACAGGCAUACAUCGAUAGGAUCGAGGAAGUCAAUCCUCUGAUCAACGCUAUUGUCAAGGAUAGGUUCUCCGCUGCCUUGCAAGAAGCUGCCCAAGUGGACAGGCUGAUUGAUGAGGAGGAGGGGGGUGAGGAUGUCCUGAAGGACAGACUGCCUUUGCUCGGUGUUCCAUUCACCGUCAAAGCGGCCUUCGCUCUACAAGGCAUGCCCUAUUCUGCUGGUCUGGUGUCCAGGAAAGGGGUCAUUUCGGGAGUGGAUGCUCCCCCCUUGGCUCUGCUGAAGAGGGCAGGUGCAAUCCCACUGGGCAUCACAAACUGCAGCGAGCUCUGCAUGUGGUUCGAGUCCCAUAACCGGCUCUUCGGAAUCACCAGAAACCCCUACGACAUGGACCGGAUUGUCGGGGGCAGCACUGGUGGAGAGGCCUGUAUUUUGGCGAGUGGGGGAUCUGUUAUAGGGGUCGGUUCGGAUAUCGGGGGUAGUAUCCGCAUGCCUGCCUUCUUCAAUGGCAUCUUCGGACAUAAAACCUCCCCAGGCAUCGUCUCUAAUGACGGUCAGUUCCCUCCAAGCUCUGGGCUGGAAGAUGAUUACCUGUCUACUGGGCCCAUGUGCCGCUAUGCUGAGGAUCUGCUGCCCAUGCUUCAGAUAAUGGCUGGGCCCAAUGCUCAAAGGCUGUCCCUGUCGUCAGAAGUGGACCUCAGGAAGCUGCGUUUCUUCUCCGUGCCCCACGAUGGUGGCUCCGUGCUCGUUUCCCCCGUGGACAGGGAGCUGCUCCAGAUCCAGAGGAGGGUGGUGGAACAUCUGGAGGCUGACCUGGGGGUCAAAGUUCAAGAGCUGCGUUUUCCUCAGCUGAAAUACUCUUUUCAGAUUUGGAGCACCUUUAUGAAUUUGCCAGACAAAGACGGCAAGCCCCCCACGCCCUUUGUGGACCACAUGGCUGACCACGGAAAGAAGGUGUGGCCUCUGUGGGAGAUGGUGAAGUCCUUCCUGGGACUGUCCUCCCACACCGUGGCAGCCAUUGGACUGGCUCUGAUGGAGAUGGUGGAAAGCAGUGAACCCGACCCGUUUAUCCUGAAGCAGAAGGAAGAGUUCCAGAAGGAGCUGGAGGAGGUGCUAGGGACGGAUGGCGUGCUGCUAUACCCCUCACACCCUCUCAUCGCUCCCAAACACCAUCACCCUAUUUUUACCCCUUUCAACUUCGCCUACACAGGGAUCUUCAACAUCCUGGGCCUACCGGUCACACAGUGUCCCCUGGGCCUGAGCCAGGGGGGACUCCCCUUGGGGGUGCAGGUUGUCUCUGGAAAGUACCUUGACCGGCAGACCCUGGCCACUGCGCUGUAUCUGGAGAAAGCCUUCGGGGGUUGGAGGGAUCCUGGCUCCUCCUCCUGAGCUCUGCCAGACCCACCCCCCAGCCUUGGUGACAGCUCAAAACGAAAAACGCUUCCUCCUGCUUUGGAGCUGUCACAUAGGGAAAGCCAAGAGUGCCAAAAUGUCUUAGAAAAUGUCAAUACAGAAUUAUUGCUUGCCUCAACACGCCUAAAAAAACCUAAGCCACUAGCAAUGCAGGAAUUGUGUGUAGCUUAGCAUAUUGCAUUAAGGCAUGCAUCACCGCUACAUUUCUUGAGCACAUUGAUAUGUUAUAUUCAUAAGAUUUUGGUGUACCCCUUAACAUAAGGUAUGCUUAGCCUUCCGUAUAUUAUAUUGACGUGGUGAAACAUUCAUUCUAUUCUUCUGUUCAGUCUUCCUGUGUUUACACAGGAAUAUUUGCCAUGUGAACACAUCAAAAAUAACUGAGACACAUUUUUAAAGACAUUUUGGCACCAUUCCUUUAUCAUAGUCAAGGGCCCGGAACACACUUUCCCAACUGUAGAUCCUUGGCUCGAUGACAUCACCCAUCCAGUCCACAUCCUAAACUCUUCCUGCACCCCAAAACUGCAUCACCCAGGAAACCACAUCUCUUGGCUGAAUGUAUACUGAAGACAGCUGCAAGCCAGGCAUCACAAAUAUGAACUGUAACAAUGUAAUGUUAUGCAGGGAAAUGAAUGUAAUCCUACCUAGUGGACAAUCAUAAAACUUGUAUUGAUGCGCUUCACAAACUCGGGAUUCAAGAAGAGCCUCUAAGCCUUACAUAACUGUAUCGGUCAUUCAAUGGAUGAUUCCAUUGGCACGCCUUUUGUUGAUUAUUUAAUAUUUCAGUCAAACUAUAGUUGAGUUGAGAUAUCCUCUUCAAUGAAUUGCUCGAAAAUAGCCUUGCCAUGGCUUUGCUUCAUUUUUUCUAAAAAUACAUUAUAAUGACAUUAGAAUUCCGGUAUCAAAUAGGAAUUAAAUCAAUGUUGCUAUUGCUAAUAGGAAGUGAAAAGGAAGGGAAGUUAUACAUGGAAAAUGAUUCAUAGGAAAUCGGAACAGAAACAUGGGAAAGG
Molecule: messenger RNA, 2961 nt
Organism: Anguilla rostrata (American eel)
Lineage: Eukaryota; Metazoa; Chordata; Actinopteri; Anguilliformes; Anguillidae
Gene: faah2b
Product: fatty acid amide hydrolase 2b
Exons: 11
Coding region: 338-1930 (530 amino acids)
Cellular component (GO): endomembrane system
Source: RefSeq, a predicted model, not a curated record